AUGGUGAAUAUAAAAUUAUCGAGAAUACUAAUGUUGUACCUUGGAGUAGUGGCAGUGUCAGUUAUCACAUUUACAAUGCUGGUCAAUGACAAUGUUUUGGAAAACAUAAACCCGACUCGGGCAUUGCACAUUCCUAGUUUGAUGUUGGAUAUCCAUCACAAUCAAGGAAACCACAUAAGAGAUGAUGAACAUGUUCGACGAACUUGUCACGUUCCUAAGCCUAGUAUCCAAUAUCCAUUUUGCGAAGAAAAGUUUUUGUAUGUAAAAGAUAAUUGGGAACUACCCUGUUUUGCCAAGGAAAACAACAUACGUAUGGACAAUACAUGUUCCAUCCUUAUCUAUUUGAGCGAGGUUGAGAAAUGGUGUCCACGUUUACCAUGGAGAAAAUCAGCUUUAAAAACUGUCAAUGCUGGUGCUAAUAGCAAGAUUAAAAUUCGGCUAACUGUCGAUAAACUAAUUACAAAAUGGUUCAACGAUCCAAAUUACCGGUGGAUGAAAAACCGUAUCACAUCGAUGAAAAAGGACUGGGUAUCAGCUCUUCUUUCUCUUAAUAAAAAGAGAUCGUUGCAAAAACGUACAAAAAAGAAGAUUGUCGUAUAUCUUGGAGCGUUUGCCUACGAGCCUUGGCUCUUGAAAGGUGCAUUCUCUGGUGGUCCCCUGGGAGAGUUGGUUCAAUGGAGUGAUGUAAUCACGUCUUUAUAUCUUCUGGGACAUGACAUCACUAUUAUUAAAUACGAGAAUGAUUUGCAAAAAUAUAUACCUGGACCAAACAAAAAUGGUUGUAUCAAUAGCAGUACAGUGCAGAGAUUUGGGUAUGACUUGUUAUACACAGAUAUCGUUGGCGCCGUAUUUGUUAUAAGAAGGGCUGGCCCAAAUUGGUCAGAACUAAGAUGCAAGAUGAGGAUAGUGGAUUCAUUUGGUACCGAAGCUGAAUUCAACUAUAUAAAACUUAGUCGGACCGACAAAAAGUACAGAUCUGGUUACGGAAAUCUAGAGUUAAACUUGAGACAGUUUAUGACCAUGUUUCCUCACAGUCCAGACAAUUCAUUCCUUGGUUUCGUUUCUGGUGCGGCACAACGAACAUCAAAGAAAAGCAAAACUUAUGCAAAACGAAAUAUGGCUUUGGUGUAUGCAAAACUGGAUAGCUACUGGAAAGCUGGAAAUAGGGCAUAUCUGGACAAAAUUCAUGAAUAUGUGGAGAUUCACGGUACUUUUAACCGAACACUUGUUGACUUGCGGUCGCAUUACAUACCAAAAUACGUGAUCAACCACGGAGUCGUGAAUGGUACCACCAUAGAAAAAUUAUUACAACAAUCAAAGGUUUUUGUUGGUCUUGGAUUUCCAUUUGAAGGACCAGCGCCUCUGGAAGCUGUUGCAAAUGGGGCAGCGUUCUUGAACCCGAAGUUUGCAGUCCCUCUUAACAGAAACAAUUCUGGAUUUUUUGCCUCCAAACCAACGAGAAGACUUGUUACAUCACAAAACCCGUAUGCUGAGCAAUUUAUAGGAGAACCUUAUGUCUAUACUAUUGAUAUAUCGAAUGUCACUGAAGUGGAUAGAGUUAUGAAGAAAAUUAUGACAAAUAAGUUAAAACCAUAUCUUCCUUACGAAUAUACUCACGAAGGAAUGUUGGAAAGAAUAAGUGCACAAGAAUUCUGUCGAGACAGCCAAUGGCCACCAUUACACAAUCUGAAAAAAAUCGAAGGAAAACUUGGCCAGUCCUGCAAAGAUGCAUGCUGGGAGAAAGGAAUGCUAUGUGAACCAUCAUACUGGGACAUUUUAAAUCAACUCAUUUCGUUUAGAAGAGCAAACAUAACGUGUGAACUUGUGGAACAUGGUAAUUUACUUGUUGCACCGUCGUACGAUAAGACAAAGACCUGUCACCUCCAACAACAGCCAUUGUUACACAGUUGUGUAUCCUCCUCUGCCUCACACGUGAGACUUUGUCCAUGUCGUGACUACAUCAAAGAUCAAGUUGCGUUAUGCAACAAAUGUUGGUGAAUGAAGAUUCUGUCAAUCUUAAAUUAGAACAACUAGUACAUUUGAAUGAUCUGGGAACAUCAUUAUUUAUUAUCAACAAAUAGCAUGCAUGUUUACAUGUAAAGACACCGCCAAACCAUACGUAAAUCUCUACAUAUGCAUAUACAGAUCUUCAGAUCUGUCAAUCCUUCAGAUCUCUACCGGAAAAAAGUUUGGAGCCGGUCAGGAAGAUAAUUUCUUCAAAAUAGCAAAUCGUUUUAUUCUCCAGUGAAAGUGAUCAUCAACAACAAUGCAUCGGCGAAUGUCGUUGAUUAAUGGGAAACAGGCUUUAGAGACAAGGUCCUACGGGCAUCGCGACCAUUAGCAAAGGGGACGUUCUCAGCAGCGGCGUGGCGGAAGGGGGUUGCAGCACCUCCAAUUUUUGCAAGGUGGAAGUUGGUCGGUAAUGGCACCAUGCAGGCCUCGGUAUCUCGUCUGUUUCUGAUUUACAUUUACAGUAAUUCUAUGCACAAUUAAAAAACUGACCAAAUGGUUAUCUGCUUUCUCUGGAUGUGCUUCAAGUGCUACGAGUUCGUCGGCAAAACCUCUGUGUUACACUCCCUGAGUUACGAUAGUCACGCUCUGCCCCAGGUUCUCAGCCUUGCCUUGUAUAAAAUUUAGAUGGAUGCUGAUUGCUUUUGCCACUCCACAACCUCACUAUGCACACGCUUCGAUUCAGUUGAACUGAAGAGUGAAGUCAUGGUACUUUCCC
This is a messenger RNA of Dendronephthya gigantea, 2728 nucleotides long. RefSeq names its product alpha-1,6-mannosylglycoprotein 6-beta-N-acetylglucosaminyltransferase A-like. Gene Ontology annotation, cellular component: Golgi apparatus. NCBI's taxonomy places the organism in Eukaryota, Metazoa, Cnidaria, Anthozoa, Malacalcyonacea, Nephtheidae. Gene Ontology annotation, biological process: protein N-linked glycosylation. The record is from RefSeq and is a predicted model, not a curated record. The transcript has 17 exons. The coding region runs from base 1 to 1998 and encodes 665 amino acids. Gene Ontology annotation, molecular function: alpha-1,6-mannosylglycoprotein 6-beta-N-acetylglucosaminyltransferase activity.